GUUUCUUCUCACAAGUCUCUAUAUGGAUGAAGGUGAAUGGGAGCUGGAGGAGAGCGUUCUGCAUAUUUAUUUAUUUCGCCAGGAUUUAUGUUCAUCUAUGCAGCAAUUUAUAGAACAUGCGAAUGACAUUUAAAGCAGCCCAUGAACUGGAUUACGAUGAGCUCAGUAUAUCCUAAUAUGAUUUAAUUUUGUGUUUCACAGACCAGUGUUAUAUUAUUAGGGUAGUAAUCUAAGACUAGGACGUUAUUUACAUCAAGUCCCCUCACAGAAUAAACAUGGAUGAAGAUAACCGAGUGCCUGAAGAUCUCUCACUGGAAGAGAGAGAUGAACUGUCCAACAUUAGACGGAGGAAAAAAGAGCUGCUAGAUGACAUUGAGAGGUUAAAGUUUGAGAUCUCAGAAGUCAUGACAGAGAUUGAACACUUAACGUGUGUCAGAGAGACCAAAAGCACUCAGAGGAACAAGCAGAUUGCUGUUGGAAGAAAGAAAUUCAAUAUGGAUCCUAAAAAGGGAAUCCUAUUUCUUUUGGAGAAUGAUCUUCUGCAGCACACACCUGAGGACAUCGCACAGUUCCUCUAUAAAGGAGAAGGCUUAAACAAAACUGUUAUAGGAGAUUAUUUAGGGGAACGAGAUGACUUCAACAUUAAGGUUUUGCAGGCAUUUGUGGAGCUUCAUGAGUUUGCUGAUCUCAACCUGGUGCAAGCAUUGAGGCAGUUUUUGUGGAGUUUCAGACUUCCUGGUGAAGCACAGAAAAUUGAUCGAAUGAUGGAGACCUUUGCUGCUCGAUAUUGCCAGUGUAACCCAGGUGUCUUUCAGUCCACAGACACAUGCUAUGUUCUUUCGUUCUCUGUCAUCAUGCUCAACACCAGCCUGCACAACCCUAAUGUCAGAGACAAGCCCUCGGUGGAAAGGUUCAUAUCCAUGAAUCGGGGCAUCAACGAGGGAGGAGAUCUGCCUGAGGAGCUGCUCAGAAAUCUAUAUGAAAGCAUUAAGAAUGAGCCUUUCAAAAUUCCUGAAGACGAUGGGAACGAUCUAACUCACACAUUCUUUAAUCCAGACAGAGAGGGAUGGCUGCUAAAACUAGGGGGAAGAGUGAAGACCUGGAAGAGGAGGUGGUUCAUUUUGACAGAUAACUGUCUGUAUUACUUUGAAUAUACAACAGACAAAGAGCCUCGGGGGAUCAUUCCACUAGAGAAUCUUAGUAUAAGAGAGGUGGAAGAACCAAGAAAACCAAAUUGCUUUGAGCUCUACAACCCCAGUCAUAAGGGGCAGGUAAUUAAGGCAUGCAAGACAGAGGCUGACGGGAAGGUGGUGGAGGGGAAUCACGUGGUGUACAGAAUAUCUGCACCCACGCCGGAGGAGAAAGAAGAGUGGAUCAAAUCCAUCAAGGCAAGCAUUAGCAGGGAUCCUUUCUAUGACAUGCUGGCUACUAGGAAACGGCGAGUGGCCACUAAAAAGUGAGCCAUAGACCUUCAGUUUGGGUUUAAUAAUCACUCUUUAAGUGGAAACCUUCACAUGGGAUUGUGCAUGUUGCAGGAGGUGACAGACAGACAGAGACACAAGCUCUCUGAACAUAAAGAAGGACACGAUUUUAAAAAUGAUGGUGUCUGUAUAGGUCCUGAGGUGAUUGAAGGGAUAAUGUGCUAAAUAUUUCUCUGAAUGGAUUGUAAGUGGAAGACAGUGAUGGUGAUGAUGUAAUUAUAUGCUGAAUGUUUGUCAAAACGAACUUUGCUUAAAGAGUGAUGACUGAUUCAACUUUGCUACGAUAUUUGCCUAAUUUCAUGUGAGGGUGUAAUAAUGAGUAAGUAGCGCCCCCUGCUGCCUACAACAUGAUGGAGAUGUUCACAAUCUCGAUUUAAGCUCUGGUAAUGAUUAGAUGUUGAUUAAAUGUAUGUAAAGUAUACCAAACUACUGUUAAUGUCAAUUCCACCCAGUUUUUCAGAAAUUUCAGAUGUAGUCUGUGAAUACAGAACAUAGAUCCAUAUGGCAGGGAAUCGUGUUGAGUGUAAUUUUAAGUGCUAUUGUAUAAUUUCAAAUAUUAUUCAUUGUGCAUCGGUAGUUUUAAAUGAUUUUAUUUUUAUUUGUGUUAUAUCAUAGCCAUCCAAAUCAGCAGGACUGGUUGCAUUACUUGGAAGAGAAAAUAACCAGAAAGCUUUUUCGUAUGAUAUUUAUUAUGUUUUUAAGGUCCUUAAUAGUAUUAUAAAAUACUGUAAAAAUCGAUUUCUGAAGUUCUCUUACUAUGAUUAUAUUAUUUUAUGCUUUUUUAAGAAUAAUGCAAACUCUACACCCAUUUGAUUCACCUUUUGAUUUAAAUCGUUACUAAUAUAAGUUAAUGUAUUUUAUUUUAUGUAAUAAUGCCAAUGUUAUGUGAACUUAUGUUUUGUUUUUUACUAUGUUUGUAAAUAACAUAUAUACUGUACACACAAAUAUCAUGACAAAAGCCAUUAUUUUUAUUAUUUGUACCUUUUUUGGAAACUCGUAAACUCUGUAAACAUGAAACAUGAAACUACUCAUAAGUAUUUCCCUGUAAGGAAAUACUCAUAGAUACACUGCUAAAAGAUUAAUUAAUCUAUAUGAUUUAAAUUAAAUUCAUCACUGUCCAGAGAAUAUGAUUUAUGACACAUUCUACAAACAAUGAGGCCCCUUUUCUAAGUUUACCUUUUAAAACAGAUGAAAUCAUAGUGAUAUGCAGCCAAAAUCCAUCUGAAAUUUAAGCCUUAAAAUUGAAUACCUGUAUAAUUUUGUAUGUUUUUUUUUUUAAAUAAUAUGACUGGUUUAAUAACAGUUGAUAUAAGUAAAAUAUUGUCACAUGUAUUCUGCUUAACAUUUCUACGGCAAAUAUGCAGCAUGCUCUUAAGACUGUAUUUCAGAACUCUGUUAUGUGUCAAUAAACAGGAAUUCAGAUAUCUCAGAUGAAACAUAAACAGGUUUGUCAGUCCUAUCAAUCAAGCCGCUGGCCCUGAACUCAUGACUUCAGCAACUGACCUAAUAAAACUUUUAUUUCGAGA
Molecule: messenger RNA, 3007 nt
Organism: Cyprinus carpio (common carp)
Lineage: Eukaryota; Metazoa; Chordata; Actinopteri; Cypriniformes; Cyprinidae
Product: cytohesin-3-like
Exons: 13
Coding region: 276-1460 (394 amino acids)
Biological process (GO): regulation of ARF protein signal transduction
Molecular function (GO): guanyl-nucleotide exchange factor activity
Source: RefSeq, a predicted model, not a curated record